AUGGUCAGCUCUAUUCGCGGUGCCUCAAAGGCGGCCGCUGCGGUAGUUCUGGGCGCCGCCGGUCUUGCUCAGGGGCUGAGCACGGAAGAAUGGCAGGCUCAGUCCAUCUACCAGGUCCUGACGGACCGCUUCGCUUUGCCUGAUGGCGACUCCAACGCCGCCUGCAAUGACCUCGGCACCUUCUGCGGUGGCACCUGGACGGGCAUCAAGAACCAGCUGGACUACAUCCAGAACAUGGGCUUUACUGCCGUGUGGAUUUCCCCCAUUGUCAAGAACAUCGAAGGGGGCACGAGCCUCGGAGACGCCUACCACGGCUUCUGGGCCCAGGACAUCUACUCUCUGAAUGAGCAUUUCGGCACUGAGGACGACCUGCUUGCCCUGUCCGAUGAGAUCCACGAGCGCGGCAUGUACCUGAUGAUCGACGUGGUGACCAACCAUAUGGCCUUCCCUGCCGACAUGUCCUCGUGCGACUACACGCAGGCAACCCCCUUCAACUCUGCUUCUUACUACCAUGACCCCUGCGUCAUCAACGAUGACGACCCAGAGACCGUGAUCAAGUGCUGGGAGGGCACCUCGGGUGUCUCCUUGGCCGAUCUUCGCACAGAGGACGCCAACGUCCGUGACAUUUGGAAGAGCUGGAUCGCUGAUCUCGUCACCAAGUACAACAUCGAUGGACUCCGUCUUGAUACCACCAAGCACGUUGAGAAGGACUUCUGGGAGGAGUUCCUGGCCUCUGCUGGCGUGUUCGGUACCGGUGAGAUCCUCAACGGUAGUCCAGCCACUUUUCCCUCCUGGGUCGCCGACGUUCCAGGCUUCGUCAACUACCCUGCAUAUUUCUGGCUCACCCGCGCGUUCGGAUCCAGCUCGGCCACCCUCUCUGAGCUGGUCACCGGCAUCAACGAGAUGAAGUCGCUUCUGAAGACAAGCACCUUCUCUUCUUUCCUCGAGAACCACGACAACCCCCGCUUCUCCUCGAUAACCCAGGACAUGACUCUCGCCAAGAACGCCCUGGCUUUCUCCAUGCUAAUGGACGGCAUCCCAAUCAUAUACCAGGGACAAGAGCAGUGGCAGGAGUUCACCGGCACGGAGGCUCCCUACAACCGUGAGCCCAUGUGGACCUCGAGCUACAACACCACUUCCGAACUGUAUGGGUGGAUCUCAACACUCAACAGUGUCCGCACGCUGGCCAUCAACCAGGACCCAACUGCAUACAUUGCCUUCCAGGCUAACCCGAUCUGGAGUGAUGACCACACCGUCGCAAUGAAGAAGGCUGACGUUGUAACCAUCACUACUAAUGCCGGAGAGGCUGGCAACGUCUAUGUCGACCUCGUGAGCUGUGCGCAGUACACGGCAGGCUCUGAUGGUGCAAUCUCUGUGACAAUGAAGGCUAACCCGAUCGUGCUCUACCCUCAAUCAAGGCUGAGCGCCAGCAACAGCACCUUGUGUGCCUAA
Molecule: messenger RNA, 1452 nt
Organism: Diaporthe citri
Lineage: Eukaryota; Fungi; Ascomycota; Sordariomycetes; Diaporthales; Diaporthaceae
Exons: 3
Coding region: 1-1452 (483 amino acids)
Biological process (GO): carbohydrate catabolic process
Molecular function (GO): alpha-amylase activity; calcium ion binding
Source: RefSeq, a predicted model, not a curated record